Scutellospora calospora is the source of this 292-nucleotide messenger RNA. Lineage: Eukaryota; Fungi; Glomeromycota; Glomeromycetes; Diversisporales; Gigasporaceae. The record is from the annotation of a GenBank genome assembly.
UAUUUUUAUUAAUACUCAUUCAGAAUUAUCAUCAUUAUAUCAACAAAUAGAAGAAUUUCAAAUAAUUUAUCAAUCUAAUGUUGAAGUAAUAUCUAAUAAUUCAAUUAAACAAUAUUCUUAUAAUCAAGAAGAAUUAGAUGAAUCUAUUAUAACAGAUGAAUCUAAUAUAAAUGAACCUAUUUUAAAUAAUAAACAAAUAAAUAAAUUUAAAAAAUUUAUUUUAAAAAUAAAAUUAAAGAUAUUGAAAAUGAUAAUGAAGAUUCAAUUCAAAAAAUUAAAAAAAAUUAAAUAA